Molecule: messenger RNA, 1737 nt
Organism: Patiria miniata (bat star)
Lineage: Eukaryota; Metazoa; Echinodermata; Asteroidea; Valvatida; Asterinidae
Product: aldo-keto reductase family 1 member B1-like
Exons: 1
Coding region: 327-1277 (316 amino acids)
Cellular component (GO): cytosol
Molecular function (GO): aldose reductase (NADPH) activity
Source: RefSeq, a predicted model, not a curated record
ACCUAGCUAGACAGAGUUCGGGCACACUUUAGUUAACUAAUCUAUUGGUCAUGACUGUAGUCCUUGCGCGAACUUGGCCUUGAUGCCGCAUUUAUUGAGGGACAAAGCAAAGAUAUAGGAUCUUUGGGGCAAAGGCUGAUCAUGCUGAUGGCGUCGAGUGAUACCUGGGCACAAUAGACAAACUAGGGCUAUAUUAAAGUGGAGCGAAGGAUCAUACCAGCUGAACACAUUCACAAGUGUGUAGCUAGCUAUAGCCGGUGGUGGAGUCCGGAGUUGCAGUUGAUUCGGCGGGCUUUCUCACGUCAAGUGUGACUAGAUUCUAAGCCAUGGCUUUCCAAAAGUACAUCGAGUUGCCCAACAAAGCGAAAAUGCCAAUUUUGGGGUUGGGUACUUGGCAGUCCAAGCAUGGUGAAGUGACCAAUGCUGUCAAGGCUGCGCUGGAGGUUGGCUACCGUCAUCUGGACUGUGCCAUGAUAUACGAGAACGAAGCGGAAGUGGGUGCCGGCUUGAAGGCCAAGAUCGAUGAUGGCACGGUGAAAAGAGAGGAUGUAUUCAUCACCAGCAAGCUGUGGUGUACGAUGCACCACCCCGACGAUGUUGCAAAGGCCUGCCAAAUGACUCUGGAUCAACUUGGAGUGACCUACUUGGACCUUUAUCUAAUUCACUAUCCGAUGGCUUUCAAGAGGGGGGAUGUACUCUUUCCCAAGGAUGAAAACGGUGUGUUGCAGGUGGAUGACAUUGAGUACACCGACACGUGGCUCGCGAUGGAGCAGCUUGUGGAAAAAGGCAUGUGCAAGGCCAUCGGCUUGUCCAACUUCAACCUGAAGAUGAUCAAGGAGAUUCAGGCUAUCAACAAGGUCCCGAUAGCCAACCACCAGAUUGAGCUUCAUCCUUGGCUGACCCAGGAAGAGCUUGUUCGAUACUGCCAGGAUAACAACAUCUCCGUCACGGCAUACAGCCCCCUAGGCUCACCGGAUCGUCCAGGGGUGAAAGAUACCGACCCUAAUCUGAUGGCUGACCCAGAGGUGAUGCGAAUCGCCGAGGCCAAGGGGAAGAGCCCUGCUCAGGUCUUGAUCCGCUUCGCUCUCCAGCGAGGCAUCAUCUGCAUCCCCAAGAGCGUCACACCCUCCAGGAUCAAGGAUAACUUUGAGGCUCUAGAUUUUGAGCUGAGUGCCACUGAUAUGAAAGACCUGAUGGCCCUCAACAAGAACUAUAGAGUCUGCCCGGCAGAAUGGAUCAAGCAUCGUCAUCACCCCUUCACCCCACUUGCCUCGUAAAUAAAGACAAUAGAAGGAACACAUCACAGCUGAGAUAUGGAAGUCUCAAAACUUCAAUUUUUACCCCUCAAGGCAUCCGUCCAUCCAUCCAUCCAUCUGUCCGGACGGGCAGCUUAGUUUCCGGAUGAUAACUUGAGUUAGAAAUGUUGUUUCUUCUUUGUUGUGACUUCUUUUGGGUUUUUUCGGUGCUGACUUUUUUUAGGUGGAUUGUUGUCUAAAAUUUGCCCAACUCGAUGGGUAUAGAGGCUAUAUUCUUCAAAAGUAACUUCCAUUAAAAGCUUGCCAACUAUCAUGAGUUUUAAAAAGCAUGUCAAGCAGCACAUUUUAAAUUCAAAUAAUCUGUAAUAUACAAUAAGCUCCUUUUAUGGUAAAUUUGGUGUCAAUUUUGAUGAAUUUUGAAUUGGAUUUAAUUUCUUAAUGUUGAUUUUUAUGUAUUUUGUUUUUGUUUUAAUUUAUUUUU